Messenger RNA from Encephalitozoon intestinalis ATCC 50506, 603 nucleotides. RefSeq names its product putative membrane integral protein. The transcript has a single exon. The record is from RefSeq and is a predicted model, not a curated record. The coding region runs from base 1 to 603 and encodes 200 amino acids. NCBI's taxonomy places the organism in Eukaryota, Fungi, Microsporidia, Unikaryonidae.
AUGAUUUUUGUCCUAUAUCUUGGGAUAAUAUUUGCAGAGAUCUUCUCUGUAAGGCGGAAAAGAAACAUCGAGGUUGAGUUUGAUGUGAUUGAAAACAAGAUCUGCAAAGGAUAUCUCAAGCCGAUCAAUUGUAAAAACUCUAGCUUUAAGGCUGUAUUGGCAUCUGAGAGUGGAAGUGUCUACCUGUCAAACGAAAACCUUCCUGUGGAUACAGAGACACAUUUUUCAUUCAAUAUAAGCGAGCCAAAGGUGCUGUCGAUGGUAUUAACGCCUAUUGUGAUUGAUGAGACGCAGCCCCAUACGUUUGGAGAGAUAGAGCUCAACUUUAGUGCUCAGUUUGACACAUUCAAGAAGGACGUUGCAAAGAAAGUCAGUGUGGAGCCAGCCAUGGCAGCAAUGACAAAGCUGGACAACCUGCUUUACGAGCUCAACAACGAGUCUGAGUAUCUUGCACACAGGAUGGGGAGUGUUGACUACGAGCACAGAAGGAUGUUUUCCUUUGUGACGGUGUUUUCGGUGAUAACUCUUGUUAUCUACUUCGGAGUGAAUUCAUACGAGCUGUACUCUCUCAAGAAGUUUUUCCAGAAGAAGAAGAUGAUAUGA